Molecule: messenger RNA, 3004 nt
Organism: Cygnus olor (mute swan)
Lineage: Eukaryota; Metazoa; Chordata; Aves; Anseriformes; Anatidae
Gene: SEMA4G
Product: semaphorin 4G
Exons: 15
Coding region: 245-2779 (844 amino acids)
Biological process (GO): positive regulation of cell migration; negative regulation of axon extension involved in axon guidance; semaphorin-plexin signaling pathway
Molecular function (GO): chemorepellent activity; semaphorin receptor binding
Source: RefSeq, a predicted model, not a curated record
AAUCCCCGGGCUGGGGGUUGUGUCUUCUGCUCCCGCUCGGGGCGAGGGAGAGGCGGCCGUGCCGAGCGGUUUCGGACCAAAGGAGGUGAAUUUGGGGCUCCGUGCGUGUGGUGGGGAGAGCCCAGCUGCAACGCAUCGGGGCGCUGGGGGCGUGUUGGAGGAGGGUCCUGGGGAGCCCGUCCUCAGCAGUGGCUCUGCCGGGCCCCCCCAGCCCGGGGGCCACCCUCGCCGGGGGCCAGGGAAGAUGCUCGGGGGCACGGUGAGGGUCCUGACUGCCCUCCUGGUGGCUGCGGUCAUGGGCUACCCGUCCCGGCGCUCCGCCACCGACCUGGAUGCCACCCCCAGGACGACGGUCACCUUUGACGAGCUGUCAGGGGUGCGGCGGUUCAGCGGGCGCAGCCUGAACUACACCACGCUGCUGCUGGAGGACGAGCGGGGCAUCCUCUACGUGGGGGCCCGGGGGGCCAUCUUCGCCCUCAACGCCAGCAACGUGGCCGACGGCUCGCACCGCACGAUCCAUUGGGAAGCAUCCCCGGAGAAGCAGCUGGACUGCCUGCAGAAGGGCAAAAACAACAAGACCGAGUGCUUCAACCACGUGCGGUUCCUGCAGAGGCUGAACAGCACGCAUCUCUACACCUGCGGCACCUACGCCUUCCACCCGCUCUGUGCUGCCAUUGACGCCGACAGGUUCACGCUGCCUGCCCGCUUGGAGGAAGGCAAGGAGAAGUGCCCCUACGACCCCUCCCGCGGCUACACCGGCCUCAUCGUGGAUGGUGGCUUGUACACGGCCACACGCUAUGAGUUUCGGAGCCUUCCCGACAUCCGGAGGAAUCUGCACCAGCAGCCGCUGAAGAUGGAGGAGUCCCCCCUGCACUGGCUGAACGAUGCUGACUUUGUGGCCUCUGUGCUGGUCCGGGAGAGCAAGGACAGCCCCGUGGGCGACGAUGACAAAAUCUACUACUUUUUCACGGAGCGGGCGGGCGAGGAGACCACCUCCUUCUUCGACAAGAGCCAGGUGGCCCGCGUGGCUCGGGUGGCCCGCGUGUGCAAGAGCGACGUGGGGGGGAAAAAGAUCCUGCAGCGCAAGUGGACGUCCUUCAUGAAGGCCCGCCUGGUGUGCUACAUCCCCUACUACGAGGUGCUGCGCAGUGUCUGCAGCCUGGACGGGGGCAGCUGGGCCAGCACCGUCUUCUACGCCGCCUUCACCCUCUCUGCACAGUGGAGGACCAUGGAGGCGUCGGCCGUGUGCCGCUACAACAUCUCCGAGGUGCAGCGCGCCUUCGAGGGCCCCUACAUGGAGUACCAGGACUCCUCUCGCAAGUGGUCCCGCUACGACGGCGCGGUGCCAGAGCCCCGGCCCGGCUCCUGCAUCACGGACGGCUCCCGCAGGAGGGGCUUCAACUCCUCGCAGGACCUGCCCAACGGCGUGCUGGACUUCGUCAAACUGCACCCGCUGAUGUUCGAGGAGGUGCAGCCGGCGGGCGGCGAGCCGCUGCUGGUGAAGAGGAGCGUGGCCUACAGCCGCCUGGCUGUGGACCGCGUGCGGGCCCUCGACGGGCGCUCCUACGACGUGCUCUUCAUGGGGACGGGGGACGGCUGGCUCCACAAGGCCCUGGUGCUGGACUCCGGCGUCCACAUCAUCGAGGAGGUGCAGGUGUUUGGGGAGCCGCAGCCCGUGGAGACCCUGGUGGUCUCCCACAAGCAGAGGAGCCUGUACGUGGGGGCAGCCAGCGGGGUCCUGCAGGUGCCCCUGGCCUCCUGCGCCAGGUACACCUCCUGCUACGACUGCAUCCUCGCCCGGGACCCCUACUGCGCCUGGGACGGCCGGGCUUGCCUUGACACGGCCUCCAGGGACAGCACGGGGCUGGUGCAGGACGUGCAGGGCGGCAACGCGGGAUGCCGGAGCAGCUCCGGGCGCAGCUUCCCGCCGUGGAAGAACCGGACGGUGCUGCGCGGGGACGACGUGCUGCUGCCCUGCGACCAGCGCUCCAACCUGGCGCGGGCCGUGUGGCUGCUGAACGGCAGCGAGGUGCCGGGCGCGGGGCAGGAGCGGCUGCGUGUGGGGGUGGACGGGCUGCUGGUGACCGACACGCUGCCGGAGCACGGCGGCGAGUACCGCUGCUACGGCGAGGAGCGGGGCCUGCGGACGCUGCUGGCCGCUUACAGCCUCACCGUGCUGCCCGAGCUGCCCCGCGCCGCCGCCGCCGCCACCGCCGGGCCGCACACCGCCUCCCAGGUGGCCGGGGACGCCAAGGUGGUCUACGUCUCAACCAUCGUGGUGCUGGUGGUGCUGUGCGCCGUGCUGGGCAUCGUCCUGCUCUACGUGUCCUGCCUGGAGAAGCGCAAGGGCAAGUACGUCCUCGGGGAGCCGCGGCCCGCCAACGCCGAGCUGCAGACGGUGUCGGCCAGCUGCCUCCGCAAGGGCCGCGAGGAGGGGGAGGAGGACGAGGAGGAGCUCGCCUACCCCGACGGCUGCUUGCGCAUCAUCCCCGGCGAGGCGCCCACGGCCGCCACCUCCCCGGUCAAGGAGCUGCCGGCGGUCGUUCCCCCGCCGCCGCUGCCGCCGCCGCUGCCGCUGCCGGCCGAGCUGACCAACGGGGUGGGCGCCCUGCCCAGCGUCCUGCGCAAGAUGAACGGCAACAGCUACAUGCUGCUGCAGCAGGACGAGCCGCUGGCCUCGCCGCUGUGCAGCGCCUCCUUCACCGAGGAGCUCAGCAAGAUCCUGGAGAAGAGGAAGCACACGCAGCUGGUGGAGAAGCUGGACGAGAGCUCCGUGUAGGGGCCGGGGGGGACCCGCUGCGGGACCCUCCUCCCCUCCGGCCCCUUCUCCCACCCCCUGCCAGCAGUGUUAUGAGACUCAGGCGAAACUACCUCCGGGACCGCAGCAUUGGGCCGGGCCCAGGCUCGUCGGUUCCUUUGGCUUUUCAUUCACUUUUAAGACUUGAUGUACAAAAAAAAAAAAAACAAUGGAAAAGGAGGAAAAAAAAGCCCAGAGAAGAAUCUA